Microstroma glucosiphilum is the source of this 1024-nucleotide messenger RNA. Its product is annotated as TspO/MBR-related protein. The record is from RefSeq and is a predicted model, not a curated record. Gene Ontology annotation, cellular component: mitochondrial outer membrane. Bases 49 to 645 code for a protein of 198 amino acids. NCBI's taxonomy places the organism in Eukaryota, Fungi, Basidiomycota, Exobasidiomycetes, Microstromatales, Microstromataceae. The transcript is spliced from 3 exons.
CAUCACCCAUCACCAACGACCAUCCAACCACCACAACAACUCCCAGCCAUGGCCUCUCUCCCACCCCUCCUCAUCGACCUCCCCAGGAACCCCGUCUUUGCAGUCGGUAUCCCGACCAUCCUGGGAAUGGGCGCCGGACUGGUCACCAACAAGGGAAAGUACGGACCGGAGAGUCUCUUUGAGAAGACGCUCACUAGGCCUCCUUACAGCCCGCCCAAGCAGGCGUUUGGAAUCGUCUGGCCCGCCCUCUUUGCAGCCAUGGGUUACGGAUCUCACCUCAUCGUAAAGUCCCUGGACAAGACUCCCCCUGGCUUCGGUCGCCAGCGCGCCAACCGUGCUCUCCAGCUUUACUACGGUCAGCUCUUCCUCAAUCAAAUUUGGACUCCCAUUCGUUUCGGUUUCGGUCAACUCGGUCUUGCCUUUAUCGACCUAACCGCCCUUAUCACCACUCUUGGAUUCUGGCUCUAUGAGACAAAGGAUGUAAGCGAAAAGGCCUUUUGGUUGAAUGUACCUUACUUCCUUUGGUCGUCCUAUGCUACUUAUCUGAGCGGUGCAGCUUGGUGGUUGAAUGGUGGGGAGACGUUCGUCAAGACUAGUAUUAAGAAGAUUGUAGGUGGAGCAAAGGACAAGGGAAAGGACCUUUAGAUUGGGUGGACGGGUGAAAGAUAAGAUGGCUAGCUGGAAGGAUAGGAGGUGCAGUCAAGGCAUAAGGCAGCGCAGGAUUUGAUGAUUGCUCUGCAGCUUGUCUGUCUGCCUGCUUCCUGUAUCAGACUCGUGGCCUGCUCCUCGAAAGAGUGCGUGUAAUGUAUCCUCACUGCUCACAUCCGCAUGACCGGACACGACAUUGAGUGGAUUAGACGAUACAGGGGCUACAACUGGAGUGAAUCGAAGAGGCAACAAGAAAAGGAAAGCUAAAUCUGUCGCACAAGACGAAAAUCGACUCGUGCCAUCUCUAGACCCUCCCAGCAUCAGCAGCUUUCCGGUAUCCCAAUCUUCCAAGUCCAACAAUCUUUGUGUCAUCUGU